Molecule: messenger RNA, 525 nt
Organism: Ostrinia furnacalis (Asian corn borer)
Lineage: Eukaryota; Metazoa; Arthropoda; Insecta; Lepidoptera; Crambidae
Exons: 3
Coding region: 1-525 (174 amino acids)
Source: RefSeq, a predicted model, not a curated record
AUGAAAUCGUUCGCUGAUCUCACGUUAGUUUAUUUUAGCAUUAGUUUUACUUUAGAAUUUAGUGUAGAUUGUCUUAGUCAAAGUUUUUUGUAUGAGAAAAUGCACAAUUUUGGUAUUGGAAAUCGAGUGAUUCCAAACUAUCGUCGUUUCAUAAAAAAGUACGAGUACCCUGAGCCAUUGCCGUCGACUACACAUUCCCCAGAUAUCUUAAAGUCUCCCUUCAAGAACCUGUACCAAGGCUCCAGAAGGCCGAAUGACACGAGGGUCUACAGGAGGAAGUUCGAAUUUGCCGCCCAGCAUACUGGCCACCACGUGCUUUGUGAAGGAAUGUUUGAUUGUAUUAUAACCCACUUAGCCAUCGAAACCACCGGUGGUAUACCUAUCCUGCUGCGUGGAGGCGCAGGCUACCGGUACUUCGUGACGGUGACGAAGGGGAAGCCAGGAGACGAGCUGAAGGGAACAGUGCGGGCGUACUGCGUGAAGAAACCAGAUGAAUAUUAUUUGAGUUCACAUAACUCCCCGUAG